AACACUAUGGUUUUUAGACAGCUCGUCUGCGGCGAGGUUAAAGCAUCAUCAUGCGUCCUGCGGUCAGACCUUUGCUCAUAGCGAUGAAGACACUCGGAUAAUAACCAUAACGUGCUUUCUGGAAAUAAAGGAAACGGAAAAAGGAGGGAGCAGCUAACUGACAAGGUAUCCAACUUUAAAAUGGAGGAUAGUUUUGAUUGUGACUGCGGUGAGCUGGAGCCACCUGAUCAUUGAGAAGGAAUUGUCUCACUGAGAUCAUCAACCCGUUCAGUUUCCCCACAUCAGGUGUUUUAAACAGGAACAGAAAAAGAAAAAGUAGAUUUAUCACCAUUUACUUGGACCGUUAGUAAUGCUGCUGCUCAGAGUCAGUUAUACACUGAAAAUUUCUACACUGUGAUGAUGGUUUAAUUGGUAGUGACUUUAAUCAUUUCAGUUACGUUCAGAGAUAUUUGAUUGGCUUCCAAAUUCAUUCCGUUAAGCCCCUAAAUAAAAAGAAAACGCUCCCACAAACUAAAUACAAAAGCUGCUAAAAAGUACUGUGGAUGAUGAUAACAUAUCUUGGCAACAUAUCCGAAUGAGUUCCAAGCAUCUCUCAGAAAUACGCUGUAACAGUCAAUCAGGGAAAACGCUCAAGUCUUUGUGUUUUUUGUUUUUUUUUGUUAACUUAGGAUUGUCUUUCUCAAAUUAGCUCUAGUAGUUGCAACUUAAGAUCGGUUUCAUAUCAAAAAUCCUUCCUGCUAUAAUAUCUGCGCAGAGCUGCUCUUGUAGACCGCAAAAUGGCAGAGAAAUUUGAAAGCCUUAUGAACAUUCAUGGCUUCGACCUUGGCCCUCGAUACAUGGACCUUAAGCCUCUGGGCUAUGGGGGCAAUGGACUGGUCUUUUCCGCUGUCGACACCGAUUGUGACAAGAGGGUCGCUGUGAAAAAGAUCGUCUUAACCGACCCCCAGAGCGUUAAACACGCAUUGCGCGAAAUCAAGAUCAUCCGCAGACUCGAUCACGACAACAUCGUAAAAGUGUUUGAAACGCUGGGGCCCAGUGGCCGGAGGCUCAUGGAGGAUGUGAGCUCUCUGACGGAGGUCAACUCUGUGUACAUCGUACAGGAGUACAUGGAAACCGACCUCUGUAAAGUACUGGAACAAGGCUUGUUGUCCGAGGAUCACGCACGGCUGUUCAUGUACCAACUGCUGCGAGGACUCAAAUACAUCCACUCUGCAAACGUGCUUCACCGUGACCUGAAGCCUGCCAACCUCUUCGUCAACACCGAGGACUUGGUACUGAAAAUCGGGGACUUUGGACUGGCCCGUAUAAUGGACCCCCACUAUUCCCAUAAGGGCUAUCUGUCGGAGGGACUGGUCACUAAAUGGUAUCGUUCUCCUCGUCUGCUUCUUUCCCCAAAUAACUACACCAAAGCCAUUGACAUGUGGGCUGCUGGGUGCAUCUUUGCUGAAAUGCUGACUGGAAAAACACUCUUUGCAGGAGCUCACGAGCUGGAGCAGAUGCAGCUGAUUCUGGAAUCCAUUCCAGUAGUCCACGAGGAAGACCGACUGGAGCUCCAAAGUGUAAUACCUGUCUUUAUCAAGAGCGACAUGUCAGAACCACACACGCCGCUCGCCAAAUUGUUGCCUGGUGUCAGCCCUGAGGCCUUGGAUUUCCUGGAGAAAAUCUUGACGUUUAACCCCAUGGACCGGCUCACUGCGGAAGAGGCUCUUGCUCACCCAUACAUGAGCGAUUACUCCUUCCCUCUAGAUGAACCAGUGUCCUUGCACCCCUUCCACAUCGAGGAUGAGGUGGAUGACAUCUUGCUCAUGGAUGAGAGUCACAGUCACAUCUACAACUGGGACAGGUACCAUGAAAGUCAGUUCUCUGAUCAAGACUGGCACCUGCACAGCACCCAUGAACUGGAAGACGUGCAGCGUGAUCCUCGAGCUAUGUCAGAUGUCACGGACGAGGAGGAGGUCCAGAUCGAUCCACGGAAAUACAUGGAUGGGGAGUGUGAGAAGUUCCUAGAAGAUCCAUCAUUCGACCUCACCCUAGAGCACUCGUGGCAACAGGAAGAUCACCAUGAGAACAAAUACUGCGACCAGGAGUGCAGUUACACUUGCAACUACAAAGCUGUGUCCCCAUCCUACCUGGACAAUUUGAUCUGGAGGGACAGCGAGGUGAACCACUACUAUGAGCCCAAACUCAUCAUUGACCUCUCCAACUGGAAAGAGCAGCAAAGCAAAGAGAAGAACGACAAAAAAGGCAAGACCAAGUGUGAGAAGAAUGGGCUGGUCAAGGCCCAGAUCGCCCUGAAGGAGGCGUCUCAGAACCACUGCGUGGCCGAGAAGGAUCACGAACAGGAAAAACACCAGAACCACAGCCAGGGCUUCGACUUUGACUCGUUUAUCGCCAGCACCAUCAAAAUGAGCCUUCAGCCAGAAUCCGGCGAAGUUGACCUCCUGAAUGAGUUGAACACCUCUGUUUCCCAGCUGGACACCCAUUUUCUUUGUGGCUCCAUGUCCAAGUCCAUCAGUCAGGAAAAAGAAGAGAAGUGUCUAGUGAACCUGGCACAGCUUGGCGUCCGAGCACCCUGUCCUUGGGAGAGUUUUUGGGACUGUGACGUUACCGAGAGCAGCCUAAUCGACGAGGCUUUCUGGGACGUCCGCAAAGACGAGCAGCUCCAGGAGAACAACAGCUGCCAGAGCAGUUACUUAGACCGCCUCUUCAACAAGCGUGAGGAGGUAGAGUCUGAGAUCCCCGAACCUGUCGAAGAGUCCACUCCGGAGGAUGACUUCAUAUCCUGCGAUGGUGAGAUUGUCAUUAACAUGCAGCUGGAGUCUCUGGCCAUUCCGGGGUUCGAGGGAGCAGGUGACAUUCCUCUGAAGUCCAUCCAGGCCACGUUAACGCCCUCUGCUGUUAAACUCUCCCCACAAAUCGCCCAUAAAACCUACAGCAGCAUUUUUAAGCAUUUAAAUUAGAAAAAAAAAUCCCCUGUUCAAGCUGAGUUCAUCUUAUUUUUUAUAGAGUUAUGUUUUUCUGUACUUGAAUCUUUUUUUUUUUAAAUCUUUUUACAUAUGGUUACUUUUAAGGAAACUUAUUUCAUUUUCUGUUUUUUUUUUUUUUU
This is a messenger RNA of Carassius carassius (crucian carp), 3106 nucleotides long. RefSeq names its product mitogen-activated protein kinase 6-like. Gene Ontology annotation, molecular function: ATP binding; MAP kinase activity. Gene Ontology annotation, cellular component: cytoplasm; nucleus. The coding region runs from base 777 to 2960 and encodes 727 amino acids. The transcript is spliced from 6 exons. NCBI's taxonomy places the organism in Eukaryota, Metazoa, Chordata, Actinopteri, Cypriniformes, Cyprinidae. The record is from RefSeq and is a predicted model, not a curated record. Gene Ontology annotation, biological process: intracellular signal transduction; protein phosphorylation; cell surface receptor signaling pathway.